AUGAGCAAGUUUUCACUUAAGUUGGGGAGUAAGACCUUGAAAAAAAAUAUUUCCAAGAAGACGAAAAAAAAAAACUCAUUACAGAAGGCCAACUUAUUCGAUUGGGAUGAUGCGGAAACUGCAAGCCUUUCGCAUAAACCUCAAAGUAAGAUAAAGAUUCAAAGUAUUGAUAAAUUCGAUCUUGAUGAAGAAUCAUCUUCUAAGAAGAAAUUAGUGAUCAAGCUGAGUGAAAAUGCGGAUACCAAAAAAAACGAUGCUCCUCUGGUGGAAUAUGUCACCGAAAAAGAAUAUAAUGAGGUACCUGUCGAGGAAUUUGGAGAUGCUUUACUUCGGGGUAUGGGGUGGGAAAGUGACUCCGAGCAAGAUUCUAAAGGCGACAAGACACAGAGUCGAAACAAGGACGUUUCAAAUGUUUCACAGAUACAUCCUGAUGGACUGGGAAUUGGUGCCAAGUUAAAUAAGGCAAUAAACGUGGAGGAGGCUUCAUUUAUGCCCGUCGUAAAAAUCGAUAAAAUAACGGGCACUAAAGUUGAUGACGACAAAAAAAAUAAGUCAUGA
This is a messenger RNA of Saccharomyces cerevisiae S288C, 558 nucleotides long. It is a transcript of the gene SPP2, whose product is annotated as spliceosome ATPase-activating subunit SPP2. Gene Ontology annotation, molecular function: nucleic acid binding. The coding region runs from base 1 to 558 and encodes 185 amino acids. The transcript has a single exon. Gene Ontology annotation, biological process: mRNA splicing, via spliceosome. Gene Ontology annotation, cellular component: nucleus; cytoplasm. Lineage: Eukaryota; Fungi; Ascomycota; Saccharomycetes; Saccharomycetales; Saccharomycetaceae. The record is from RefSeq and is marked reviewed.